This is a messenger RNA of Opisthorchis viverrini, 1482 nucleotides long. RefSeq lists its product as hypothetical. NCBI's taxonomy places the organism in Eukaryota, Metazoa, Platyhelminthes, Trematoda, Opisthorchiida, Opisthorchiidae. Gene Ontology annotation, biological process: ubiquinone biosynthetic process. Gene Ontology annotation, cellular component: mitochondrion. The transcript is spliced from 9 exons. Bases 1 to 1389 code for a protein of 462 amino acids. The record is from RefSeq and is a predicted model, not a curated record.
AUGGGAGCCGGCAAUAUCCAAACUGAUGCUUCAGCGACCCCAUCGGAAGUAGUCGGAGGUUCUUUUCCUGCGUUCGCCAAAGGCAUUCGCACCUAUGCGUCAAGACCGUAUGUAUGUAUUGUUGGUAGCGGUCCUUCAGCAUUCUACACUGCUCAGUAUCUCCUGCGGGUAAAUUUCGUGUCUCCGCGUUACCUCUCGAAGCAUCACAGUUCUCUGCUUGUGGAUAUGUAUGAGAAGCUACCUGCUCCUUUUGGUCUUGUGCGGUAUGGUGUUGCCCCAGACCAUCCUGAGGUCAAGAAUGUGAUUAACACUUUCACUGAAGUCGCAAAGAGCCCACGAUUUAAGUUCAUUGGCAACGUGACUGUCGGGGUCGACGUCCGCUUACGGGAACUCCAAAGAGCCUAUGCUUCUGUCAUCUUAGCUUAUGGUGCUGCAGUCGACCAGCAUUUGAACAUUCCUGGUGAGAGCCUCCCUGGAGUGAUUUCGGCUAAGGAUUUGGUCGCCUGGUAUAACGGUUCUCCAGGUCUUCCCAAAUUCACUCCAGACUUCGAUUGUGACACGGUCGCCGUUGUGGGUAUAGGAAAUGUUGCUAUCGAUGUUGCUCGAAUACUACUAUCCUCUUCUAAUCGGCUCAAGAAUACAGACAUCCCGGAACCUGUGAUUUCAGUGCUGAGCACGAGCAGGGUUCGUCGUGUUAUUCUUAUUGGACGCCGUGGUCCGCUUCAAGCAGCCUUCACUCUCAAGGAGCUACGCGAGCUGUCGCGCUUGAAUAUCAGUGAGAACGGUGAAUCUCCUCAGUUUUUGCCCCUGAACUUCCUCCCUCCCCAAAUAAUGCAAACAACUGUCGGAUCUGAUGAACAGCUCACCAAGUUACUCUCUGAUGCUCCCCGCGAACUAUUAGAAUGUGGUCUGGUUGUCCGGAGUAUUGGAUAUCGUAGUGUACAGAUAGAUCAAGAUCUUCCAUUCGAUCAUGAUCGUGGAGUGAUCAAGUCCAAAGAUACGCAUGGGAGGGUUGCUGAUAGCGAUGAUGGACCAGGUGAUCCUCUGGCCUGCCCUCUGUAUUGUGCUGGAUGGGCGAAACGAGGUGCAGUAGGAGUGAUUGUCGACACCUCCUUAGAUGCUCGUGAUGUCGCAAAAACUGUUCUGCUAGAUUUGGCUUCCGCAGAAUUGAAAGGUGACCCAUGUGUAGUUCAGAAGAAUGGUUUGACACCAGAGCUGUUACAGGCCCGUGGGUUACGGACCAUCUCCUUUUCCGAUUGGGAACGUGUCGAUGCCGUUGAGAAAUUGGCGGGCAGGGCUCUUGGAAAGCCUCGAGAGAAACUAACCUCUGUUGAAGCUCUUCUUGGAGCCGCCUUCGCUGAUGUUGUUCAACACAAACGUAACAACUAACUCUGUCCAGUCCCCAUAAGAUCGAUCUUACCAUUCUUUCUAGCCUUCUACUCCGCAGUCUUUCUCACUAUUUGUACUAAUACUGAGAAAAAG